AUGAUUUAUAGAAUAUUGGGAGUAUUAUAUUUAUCAUCUAUCAAACCAAUAAUUGAAGAACUAGAUCUAGCUAAAGAAUAUAAGAUAACUCAUAUACUAUCUAUAUUACCAGGACUGAUUAAUGAAACAUAUUUUUCAAAUUAUACAUGGAAACAAAUUGAAAUAACAGAUGAAGAAACAACUAAUAUUAUACCAUAUUUAGAAGAUUGUAUUACAUUUAUUGAUUCUGCUUUUAUUAAUGAGAAUCCAGGUAAUGUUUUAGUUCAUUGUGCUCAAGGGGUAUCCAGAUCCGUUAUUGUAAUAAUGGCUUAUUUAAUGAAGAGAUAUAAAUUAACAUUAGAUCAAUCUUUAUAUGCCGUGAAGAGAAAAUGUUCAGAUGCAGAACCAAAUUCAUCAUUUAUUAAACAAUUGGAAAUGUUUGCCAAUAUGGGUUUCAAAUUAGAUGAGUCAAACGAAGAAUAUAAGAGAUUUUUAAUUAAUAUUUCAAUGAAAUUAGAUCCCACAGGUAAACAAGUUAGAGAUCUAAUAAUGGAAAGACAAACUAAUGAUGAAUCAAAAGAUAUGAAUUCCAAUUUUGAAUUAAGAUGUAAACGAUGUCGACAAAUUUUAGCCAAUCAAUCCAAUAUGGAGACUCAUGAAAUCCCUACACAAGAAUCAAAACAAUCAAAAUUUACAAAGACAGCACCUAAUUCAAGAAGAAUAAUUUCUAUUCAAAAUGCUUCUAACAAAUGUUCACAUUAUUUUUUAAAAGAACCAGUUAAAUGGAUGCAAUCAGAACUUGAAAAAUCACAAUUGGAAGGAAAAUUUCAGUGUCCAAAAUGUGGAUCAAAAGUAGGUGGAUACAAUUGGCAAGGAUCAAGAUGUUCGUGUGGGAAAUGGAUGGUACCUGCAACACAUUUACAAGAGGCAAAAGUUGAUUUUUUCAAGAAAUAA
Insectozyma verbasci is the source of this 933-nucleotide messenger RNA. The record is from the annotation of a GenBank genome assembly. NCBI's taxonomy places the organism in Eukaryota, Fungi, Ascomycota, Pichiomycetes, Serinales, Debaryomycetaceae.